GUUGUUUUGUCAAAACAAAGAUUUUGUGCUGCGAGGGCUGUUUUUCUGAAGGUGCUUUUCGGUGUCCAGGAUGAAUAUCACACACAGAAAAGUCGCCAGGCUGGUGGUGGAUACAUUGAGAAAAAGAUUUUCCUAUCAGGCAGCUGCUCAGGUGUGUAAUUGGCGAGAAAAUCGUCUUGGAAAGAAGGAGGAUUUUCCGGCCACAUUGCCAGGAAGUUGGAAGUUCUUCUGCACGGUAAAGAGUGAUCCAAUUGGAGCUGCCUUGAUUGAUUUGGUGACCUAUGAAACGGUGUGCUCAGACACCCUUGAGGGGCUCUGUGAGUACUUUGAGCAGCUGGUUGAGGGAACACCGCAUCUUAAGUCUGGAGAUGUUUUCUAUUCCGAUGGAGUGCUCACCGUGAAACUGGGAGCAAAAUAUGGGACUUAUGUGAUAAAUCGGCAGUCCCCAAAUCGACAAAUCUGGCUGAGUUCCCCCACAAGUGGCCCCAAACGCUAUGAUUUCAUUCCCGGAGAGAAUAAAGGUCCUGGGAAAUGGAUAUAUAAGCACGACAGCAGGAGUCUCCAUGAACUUUUGCAGGAAGAAAUUCAGGAAAUUGUUCAGAAGGACGUGGAUUUCUUCAGCCUCCCACAUAGUGGCAAAGCCUGACCAGAAUAGUUGGAUAGGAAUCAUGUGAAAUGCCAAGAAUCUUCCCAAGAAGACGCCUGCAGGACUCUCGCCACAUGCAGAAUUAAAAUAAAUUAGAAGGAUAAAAUGUUUUUUUUUUGGUACAAAGUUUGUUUUAUUUUUUCUGAGUUAUAGCCUCUUUAGACACGGGGCUUAAGCCUUGAAUUACUAAACCUUUGCCAAUUUGAGCUUUAACUCUGGGGAUUAAUUUUGAAGAUUUUUUUUUGCUUUAACGUCUUGUCUGAUGCUCAAAAUUGUCCAUUAAGAUGAAUAAUCUUCUUUUAAAUGAAUUUCCUUAAACUGAAAACCUUCAAAACGGAAAGAGAAUUUUCAUUAAUUUAUGAAUUUUCUGUUUAAAAAAUUCUUUUGAAAUUCAUUUUAAGAAUUUGAUCCAUUUUCACAUGGAAAGUCAAUCAUAACGCGUCCAGUUAUUAGAGUUGGUAUACCACAACGCGGAUGGGUCAGUCUAUGCGUUGUAAUUUAAUUUGUGAGUAGUAUUAGUAGGCAAAGUCGAUUUUUUGUGAAAUUUAGCAAUUUGACAGAUUAAAAUGCUUAUAUCUUAAGUUCUAUUAGACCUACAGAAAUUUCUUGACUAG
This is a messenger RNA of Lutzomyia longipalpis, 1260 nucleotides long. RefSeq names its product frataxin homolog, mitochondrial (gene fh). Lineage: Eukaryota; Metazoa; Arthropoda; Insecta; Diptera; Psychodidae. The transcript is spliced from 2 exons. Gene Ontology annotation, biological process: intracellular iron ion homeostasis; iron incorporation into metallo-sulfur cluster. Gene Ontology annotation, molecular function: 2 iron, 2 sulfur cluster binding; iron chaperone activity; ferroxidase activity. The coding region runs from base 71 to 646 and encodes 191 amino acids. The record is from RefSeq and is a predicted model, not a curated record. Gene Ontology annotation, cellular component: mitochondrion.